AUGAACUCUUCCAGUCUUCCUCUCGUUCGUGCGCCACCUGACACCCUCCGCUUCGGCUUCUACAGCGCCAGUGAAGACGUGCGAUCGCUGCACGAAGUCCAGCGUCUGCAAACUACGCAACGCCAGUCCAACUGGGAGCUCAAGAUGGCGACAGUCGAGCAGAUUUACGGCAAAGCGGCGGCUAUGCGACUGCGUACGGAAAAGUCGGUGCUCGAGCAGUUUACACGUUUUCCCGGUCUACCGAGUUCGCACGCUGGUCUGGAUACACUCACAGGCGCCGAUGAACAAAUUGAGUUCGCGGACUUUUUGAACGACCCUGACGAGCACCCUGAAAAUACGUUCCGUAUUCACGAGGCCAUGGAGGUGAAGCUCUCGAUUUUCUAA
Molecule: messenger RNA, 384 nt
Organism: Peronospora matthiolae
Lineage: Eukaryota; Oomycota; Peronosporomycetes; Peronosporales; Peronosporaceae
Source: the annotation of a GenBank genome assembly